Molecule: messenger RNA, 1278 nt
Organism: Diplodia corticola
Lineage: Eukaryota; Fungi; Ascomycota; Dothideomycetes; Botryosphaeriales; Botryosphaeriaceae
Product: c2h2 finger domain-containing protein
Exons: 3
Coding region: 1-1278 (425 amino acids)
Source: RefSeq, a predicted model, not a curated record
AUGCUGGCAGACCCGACCUUGAUCCAGCCAUUCCCAGAGGCCCUCCAGUACGGAGGCUCUCCCUUCCCGGACUUCUCUACUCCCUCGCUGCAAUUUCAGACUUUUGUGGAGCAGCCGCCGUCUCCCGCCCCGUCCAACACCUCUUCCCACACCAACAUGGCCGACUCGAGGCGCUUCAAGCGCUCCAGCAGCCAGUCGCCCUACCUCCACCAGCAGUCCUACCAACCCUACCCGUCCUACAACAACGCCCGGCGCCCAUCCGUGGUAUCCGUCCAGUCCCGCCAGUCCCAGGGAAGCGGUCGUAGCAACAGCUUCGAGCUGGACGAGGAGUCGCGGGAGAAGGGCUUGUGCCCCAUCGAGGGGUGCGGCCGUGUGUUCAAGGACCUCAAGGCUCACAUGCUCACCCACCAGAGUGAGCGUCCUGAGAAGUGUCCGAUCACCACCUGCGAGUACCACCUCAAGGGCUUCGCCAGAAAGUACGACAAGAACAGGCACACCCUGACCCACUACAAGGGCACGAUGGUGUGCGGCUUCUGCCCCGGUUCCGGCUCUGCGGCCGAGAAGUCGUUCAACCGCGCCGAUGUCUUCAAGCGGCACCUCACUUCGGUGCACGGCGUCGAGCAGACACCACCCAACAGUCGCAAGAAGAGCCCGGCGACCAAGAAGGCCUACACUGGCACCAGCACUGCAGGCACUUGCUCGACCUGCUCGGUCACCUUCGCAAACGCGCAGGACUUCUACGAGCAUCUCGACGACUGCGUGCUGCGCGUCGUGCAGCAGGCCGAGCCCUCCGAGGCCAUCAACCAGAAGCUGCUCACCAGCGUGGCUGACGAUGAGGAUGUCAAGGAGACGAUGGACAAGCACCAUCUGCCCAAUGACAUGCCCGAGUACACGGGCAACUACGACGAGGAGGAAGAGGAGGAGGACUACGACAACGACGACGCCAACGACGACACUUCGCGCAAGAAGCGCAAGAACUACCCCGUCUCCUGGGGCUGCCCUGUGGAGCGCAUGAAGAUGAAGAAGCGGGUCCUCUGUGUGUACGACGGGCCGCGCCGGCUGUGGAAGGAUGACAUGAUGCUCGACCAGGAAUUCGAGGUCCGCAUGAAGCUGCCUGGCGGUGACGGCAAGCAGUGGGUGACGGACCUCGACGUGCAGACGCUGAAGCGCGCCGAGGCUCUACACGCCAUGCCCGAGGAAGACAAGGGCGAGUCCAAAUGGGACAAUGUCAUCGGGGGCGCAGCCAUGUCCUUCGAUGCCACUGAGCUCGCGAUAUGA